AGGCUGUCAUGGCGGCAGGAAGGCGCUCCGGCUGUUUCUCCACGGCCCACCCCAACUCAGAGCCAGUGGUGUGACCUUAGCUCCGGAGUGAAGGAGACUGAGGCUCCAGGUGGCUCUCUGUCCUACCCCUGUGUGUAUGUUGCGUGGCGGCAUAAGUCGAAGCUGCCUGGUGGGGCUGCUGAAAGCUCAGGAGUCCUCCUCAGACAGGUGUCAGCAACUCCAGAAUGUGGCCGCUUGCAAGCCUGGUACUGCUCCUGACCAUCUGGGGAGUUUCCGGCAUACCUGCUCCUCUUGACUCAGUGUUCUCCAGCAGUGAGGAUGCCCACCAAGUACUACGCAUCCGCAAACGUGCCAACACCUUCCUGGAAGAGCUCCGGGCCAGCAGCCUGGAGCGGGAGUGCGUGGAGGAGAUCUGUGACUUCGAAGAGGCACGAGAAGUUUUCCAAGAUGUGGAUAAAACACUGGCGUUCUGGUCUAAGUACCUCGACGAGGACCAGUGCUCCGCGCCGCCCUCGGAGCACCCGUGCGACAGCCCAUGCUGCGGCCACGGCAGGUGCAUCGACGGCAUCGGCGGCUUCCGCUGCGACUGCAGCCAGGGCUGGGAGGGCCGCUUCUGCGCGCACGAGGUUCUCUUCUCCAACUGCUCGGUGGACAACGGCGGCUGCGGGCACUUCUGCGUGGAGGAGGAGGAGGGUCGCCGCCGCUGCACGUGCGCGCCGGGCUACCAGCUUGGGGACGAUCACUUGGAGUGCCGGCCCACAGUGAAAUUCCCUUGUGGGAGGCCAGCUAGACAAGUUGAGAAGCGUCGCAAGAACCUGAAGCGUAACACAGACCAAGUAGAUCCAGAAGCAGACCAAGUAGAUCCACGACUUGUCAUGGGGAAGCUGACUUCAUGGGGCGAUAGCCCUUGGCAGGUGAUCCUGCUGGACUCGAAGAAGAAACUGGCCUGUGGGGCUGUGCUCAUCCAUGCGUUCUGGGUGCUGACAGCGGCCCACUGCAUGGAGGACUCCAAGAAGCUCACUGUCCGGCUAGGAGAGUAUGAUCUGAGGCGCAGGGAUAAGUCAGAGGUGGACGUGAGCAUCCAGGAGACCCUCAUCCACCCCAACUACAGCCGGAGGACCACAGACAACGACAUCGCGUUGCUACGCCUGGUGCGGCCCGCCCCGCUCUCGCAGACCAUCGUGCCCAUCUGCCUCCCCGACCGGAACCUCUCCGAGCGUGAACUCACCCAGGUGGGCCAGGAGACGGUGGUGACCGGCUGGGGCUACCGGAGUGAGACCAAGAGGAACCGCACCUUCGUGCUCAACUACAUCAAGAUUCCCGUGGCCCCGCGCAACGAGUGCAUCAAGGUCAUGAACAACGAGGUGUCGGAGAACAUGCUGUGUGCAGGCAUCUUGGGGGACCCUCGGGAUGCCUGCGAGGGUGACAGUGGGGGGCCGAUGGUCGUCCAGUUCCGGGAUACCUGGUUCUUGGUGGGCCUGGUGAGCUGGGGCGAAGGCUGCGGGCGCCUCCAUAACUAUGGUAUCUACACCAAAGUCAGCCGCUACCUCGACUGGAUCCACGGCCACAUCACACGGGAGGAGUCACCGCUCAAGAACCAGGCCACCUAAUGUACCUCAUACUGACCCUACACCCCGGUUGGUCACUCUUGGAAUGGGGGCUGACCUGUUGAAUGACAAUAUGUGGGGGCAUUAAAGAGGUGCACAUC
This is a messenger RNA of Sorex fumeus (smoky shrew), 1708 nucleotides long. It is a transcript of the gene PROC, whose product is annotated as protein C, inactivator of coagulation factors Va and VIIIa. Bases 225 to 1610 code for a protein of 461 amino acids. Gene Ontology annotation, molecular function: serine-type endopeptidase activity; calcium ion binding. The record is from RefSeq and is a predicted model, not a curated record. The transcript has 9 exons. Gene Ontology annotation, biological process: blood coagulation; proteolysis. NCBI's taxonomy places the organism in Eukaryota, Metazoa, Chordata, Mammalia, Eulipotyphla, Soricidae. Gene Ontology annotation, cellular component: extracellular region.